Messenger RNA from Macaca mulatta (Rhesus monkey), 2744 nucleotides. RefSeq names its product eukaryotic elongation factor 2 lysine methyltransferase (gene EEF2KMT). Gene Ontology annotation, cellular component: protein-containing complex. The record is from RefSeq and is a predicted model, not a curated record. Gene Ontology annotation, biological process: peptidyl-lysine trimethylation. Lineage: Eukaryota; Metazoa; Chordata; Mammalia; Primates; Cercopithecidae.
GGCCUUAGCCCCGCCCUAAGACCUGUCUACUGGGCUCUGCUCCGAGUCCCACCUGCUGAACCCAAUCAUCGUUUAGCCCCGCCCUAAUGCCCGCCUCCAGGACUCUUAUCCUGCCCCCACGCAAGGCCCCGCCUCCAGGACGCCACCAACCUGGACGUUUCCGAAGCCCCGCUUCCAGGAUCGCCCUAUCCUGGUCCCGCCCCAGGACCUGCCCCAACAACGCUUAUCCUGGCCCUACCCCAGGCCUCGCCCUCUUGGCACUCAUCCUGGCCCCACCCCGGGCCCCGCCUCAGGGUCCGCCCCCGGGUCCGCCCCCACGUCGCUCCACCUGGCCCUACCCCGGGCCCCUCCCCCUCUCUGCCGCGACUCACUGCCUCGGGCCUGCCCCUUCUUCAGUCCAGGGCCGGCUUCCGCCCGGUCUCCCAGCAACGCCGCGGCCCCGCCCACGUCAUGGCGCCGGAGGAGGAUGCGGGGACCGAACUCUUGCUGCAGAGUUUCGAGCGCCGCUUCCUGGCGGCGCGCGCGCUGCGCUCCUUCCCCUGGCAGAGCUUAGAAGCAAAGUUAAGAGACUCAUCAGAUUCUGAGCUGCUGCGGGAUAUUUUGCAGAAGACUGUGAAGCACCCUGUGUGUGUGAAGCACCCGCCGUCAGUCAAGUAUGCCCGGUGCUUUCUCUCAGAACUCAUCAAAAAGCACGAGGCUGUCCACACGGAGCCUUUGGACGAGCUGUACAAGGCGCUGGCGGAGACCCUGAUGGCCGAGGAGUCCCCCCAUGGCCACCGGAGCUAUUUGCUGCCCUCGGGAGGCUCGGUCACGCUCUCCGAGAGCACAGCCAUCAUCUCCCACGGCACCACGGGCCUGGUCACAUGGGACGCUGCCCUCUACCUUGCAGAAUGGGCCAUCGAGAACCCGGCAGCCUUCACUGACAGGACUGUCCUAGAGCUUGGCAGUGGCGCCGGCCUCACAGGCCUGGCCAUCUGCAAGAUGUGCCGCCCCCGGGCAUACAUCUUCAGCGACUGUCACAGCCGGGUCCUCGAGCAGCUCCGAGGGAAUGUCCUUCUCAAUGGCCUCUCGUUGGAGGCAGACAUCACUGCCAACUUAGACAGCCCCAGGGUGACAGUGGCCCAGCUGGACUGGGACGUCACGACAGUCCGUCAGCUCUCUGCCUUCCAGCCAGAUGUUGUCAUCGCGGCAGAUGUGCUGUAUUGUCCAGAAGCCAUCGUGUCGCUGGUCGGGGUCCUGCGGAGGCUGGCUGCCUGCCGGGAGCACCAGCGGGCUCCUGAGGUCUACGUGGCCUUCACCGUCCGCAACCCGGAGACAUGCCAGCUGUUCACCACCGAACUAGGCCGGGCCGGGAUCAGAUGGGAGGCCGAACCUCGUCAUGACCAGAAGCUGUUUCCCUACGAGGAGCACUUGGAAAUGGCAAUUCUGAACCUCACACUGUAGGCCUCACACACGCCUUCCAACGUGACUGUGAGAAUCAAGUCACUAUCGUGGGAAGAAUUUUUAUAUGGGAAAGCGGAUAAAACUUUCAGUGGACUGGAAUGUUUGAAGAAUGUUAAAUUCCAAACCAGGAACCACAAACUGCCCUCUAAUAAGACAUCGGCUGUCUAAGCGUGGGGGUGCCCCCUUUCUGCCAGCAGUUCUGGUUCUUAAGAAAAUCACCAUAAAUCAGACGUGAAAAUUCUGGCUCCAAAAAUAGCAUUUUCUUUGCACAAAUAAAAAUGUGUGUAUCAAGUAUGAUGUUCCCCCAACGUGGACACACUCAGUUCCUCACAAAGCCAAGCCCGCUGCAGAUGCCACAUCCCUGGGCUUACGGUGCAGCCGGUGCUUUUUUUCAAGACAGGAAUCAAAACGUUAGGAACACGGCAGAAAGGCGACACCUGGAGACCAAACACAGGAGGAGGAGUCCUGCAGAGGUCAUGGGGAAGUCACAGAACAGUAAUACGCUAGCAGGGGCAUGGGGCGUGAAGAACAGAAGAGAGGAAAUGUUUCUGAGCCUCCAAAGAAGAAAUUAGGGCCAACCACAGCUUCCGGGGUCCCAACCAAUUCAUUCACCAGGCGGCACCACUGCCGUCAUUUCAGCUACUGGCCACUGGGAGGCGCUGCUUGAAAGGGUUUGCCCUGAGACUCCCAAGAAGCUGUAGGGAGGGCAGCCGGGGUCCUGGGGUUUUAGCCUCUGGCCCAGGAGUCAUGUGUCCAUAACCAAAGGGAGCACAGUCUGCACCCAGCUCUCAUCCCAUCGGAGCUGCUCCGACUCCCGCAGGUUCUUCCGGAACUGGUUUAGCUUGCCCGCAGGAUCAGGGAAGUUUGAGAAAAGCAUCUGCGAAAAAAUAAAGAGCAGAGCUUACCUCAUUGCCUGUCCCCACCCCAUCCCAGGUCCCUGACCCAGCAACACCCCCUCCCAAGUCCCUAACUCCCUCACUUGGACUCAGACCCUUCACGCCCCAGCAGCGCUCCGCCUCCAACUUGACAUCACACUUUCUGGAAACUUCCCCACAUAUCCCACUUUCCCACACUUGGUGCCCUGGAGCACCUCCCAGCCUCUACAUGCUGUGCCUUCCCCUGGAGCACCCUCCUCUCGGCCUCUGGCCAACACAAUCCGACGCAUCUGUGCGUAACAAGGGGGUGUCAGUGUUCUUUUCAGCCUUGCUAAACUGUCUGAAUCAAGGAGCACAAACUACAGCCUGCAGGCCAAAUCCAGCCCACAGCCUGUCUGUAUAUAAAGUUUUAUUGGAACAAAGCCA